Molecule: messenger RNA, 2307 nt
Organism: Scleropages formosus (Asian bonytongue)
Lineage: Eukaryota; Metazoa; Chordata; Actinopteri; Osteoglossiformes; Osteoglossidae
Gene: lhx6a
Product: LIM homeobox 6a
Exons: 9
Coding region: 457-1587 (376 amino acids)
Biological process (GO): regulation of transcription by RNA polymerase II; forebrain neuron development; neuron differentiation
Cellular component (GO): nucleus
Molecular function (GO): DNA-binding transcription factor activity, RNA polymerase II-specific; RNA polymerase II transcription regulatory region sequence-specific DNA binding
Source: RefSeq, a predicted model, not a curated record
CGCGCCGGCCUGUCUCGCGCUCUCCGGGAGAUCCAGAGCAGACCUUGCUGGUCCCUUGACUUCACCUACUUCCUGUAGUCAGCAAUUCCAUCCCAAAAAGGGGUGGGGGGAGAGAAAAAAGUGGAAGGAAGAAUUGUUCUAAAUAAGGCGCUCCGAAAAACAAACCCCCCUCCACUUGGCCGCCUGUUCGUCCGAACUUUGCAGUGUUGUUACCUCGCUUUUUUACCCGCGUUAAAUGAGCGAAGUGUGAGGAGAAGCUACACGGCUGCACGUCGCAGAAAAGGAGAAAAACGCCGUCCCGCCGCGCGGGUGUGUGUGUUGGUGGUGUGUGUGCGGAGGACCAUGACAUAAAGGAUACAACUGCGGCUUUUCUCUUUCUUUAAGAGUUCAGUCACUAGGACUCAAGGCAGAACUCGAAGACCCCUCGGGCUGGCGUCAGUUCCGUGCACUUUUUUCAUGUAUUGGAAAAAUGAAGUUUUGGCCCCUCUUGCUGAGGGAAAUCAAUUUCUAUCCAAAGGAAAACCCGCAAAAGAGGUGAUUUCUACAAACAGGCAGAGCGCUCCUGCAGACCCACACUGUGUGGAAGCCAAACAGUCCCACAUCAUGUCCCAUUCAGAUGGAGAAUCUCACAGGUCCAAUGUGGAGAAAGAGGAUCCGCGCUCGUCCCCGACCCCUCCGUCCACGCCGUCCAUCUGCUCCCCGACGUCGUCUUCCUCGUCUGUGCCGUCCACAGGGAAGAACGUGUGCGCGAGCUGUGGCCUCGAGAUCCUGGACAGGUACCUGCUCAAGGUGAACAACCUGAUCUGGCACGUGCGCUGUCUCGAGUGCUCCGUGUGCAGGACUUCAUUACGUCAGCACAGCAGCUGCUACAUCAAAAACAAAGAGAUCUUCUGUAAAAUGGACUACUUCAGUAGGUUUGGUACAAAGUGUGCCCGCUGUGGGAGGCAGAUCUACGCCAGUGACUGGGUACGGCGUGCCAGGGGCAAUGCCUACCACCUGGCCUGUUUUGCUUGCUUCUCCUGCAAGCGGCAGCUCUCAACAGGAGAGGAGUUUGGCCUUGUUGAAGAGAAGGUCCUCUGCCGGAUCCACUACGAUACCAUGGUGGAAAACUUCAAACGGGCUGCAGAGAGUGGGAGUGGGAUCACAUUAGAGGGAGCCGUCCCAUCUGAGCAAGACAGCCAACCCAAGCCUGCCAAACGAGCGCGAACCUCCUUCACUGCUGAGCAAUUACAGGUGAUGCAGGCACAGUUUGCGCAAGACAACAAUCCAGAUGCACAGACACUGCAAAAGCUGGCUGACAUGACUGGGCUCAGCAGGCGGGUCAUACAGGUUUGGUUUCAAAACUGCAGAGCAAGACACAAAAAGCACACCCCCCAACACAGUGGACCCCCCCAGGGCCACCCCCAAUCUCGGAUGCCUCCCUCUCUCCAAGACGAUCUGCAUUACUCUCCUUUUGGCAGUCCUGAGAGAGCACGUAUGGUGGCUUUGCAUGGAUAUAUUGAGACAGGUCACCCCUUCUCUGUGCUGACAACGCAGACACUUCCUCACCAGGCCAUGGCGCUGCCGCAACUUCCCCUCAGCCGCUAACGUCCUUAAGACUGACCUUGACCUCUGACCUUCGGACACUUAAUUCUCACUGCCUCACACCUCUCCUGACCCUGAGUGGAAGUCUUAAGUGAAUAACAAAGGGUUGGAGGGAAUGUGGUCUUCCAGCUGACCACACACACACGAUGGCUCUCGCUUGCGUCCACUGGAUGGGACUACUUCUCGCUCACCAUCAAUGACCCUGUAGAAUCCACUGAAGAGAUGCAGUUUGUGCUUGAGAAACCAGGGCUUGAUCACGAAGCUUAGGAGUUGCAAAACCCCAUGUACAAUAUCCCUCCCUUUGGACUGUGGGCUUUAAAAAUUGGAUUCUUUUCGACACUGACUGGUCUUUUCUGCACUCUGUUGGAGAGUUUCAAUCCAAGUACUGAAGACUGUUUUUCCGUGUGCAUUGUAACUAAUGCAGAGAAGAACUGAUGGGAACAAAGAAAGAGAAAUGUAAUAACAGCUGGCUUGGCAUAGGACAGACAGGUAAGAAAUUACCCCUCUCUCUCUUUUCAGUGGAUGACUCAUUGUGGAGCAUUUUACUGGAGCACCCUUGUGAGAAUCAGGAUUUAGUUAAAUGAGAGUUAAAUGUUGCUUCAGACAUUGUCUUCAAAGGACAAAUUACAAACACGGAAAAACAAAUAAUGGAGAGAACCGAAGCAAUUAUAAUUUUUUCCUUGUCUAUGUGUAUUGUACUUAGGCAUGUAUUUUCAUUUUACU